AUGGAAUCCAGCGCUGUCCAGACGUACUCGAGCACCAACGCGGCCCAGGUCGAGGCGGCCUGCGCCCUGCACGGCCUGACCCAGGACGAGUUCCGCGUGCUGCACCGCGAGAGCGUCGCCGCCAAGGAGCUGGCCUACUGCCCCUACAGCAAGUUCCAGGUCGGCGCCGCCCUGCUCACCAGGCUCGGCAAGUACAUCGCCGGCGCCAACAUGGAGAACGCCUCGUACCCGGUCGGCACCUGCGCCGAGCGCGUGGCGUUGGCCCGGGCGCACAUGGACGGCCACCGGGACUUCAAGGCCAUCGCCGUCGUCACCAACAGCACGCUGCCGGCGAGCCCGUGCGGCAUGUGCAGGCAGUUCAUGCGCGAGUUCUGCGACUUGUCGUUCCCCGUCCUCAUGUUCGACGCCAACGGCGACUUUGCCGUCAUGAAACUCGGAGAGGUGGGUGCCUGA
This is a messenger RNA of Thyridium curvatum, 453 nucleotides long. RefSeq lists its product as uncharacterized. The transcript has 2 exons. Gene Ontology annotation, cellular component: cytosol. The coding region runs from base 1 to 453 and encodes 150 amino acids. Gene Ontology annotation, molecular function: zinc ion binding; cytidine deaminase activity. NCBI's taxonomy places the organism in Eukaryota, Fungi, Ascomycota, Sordariomycetes, Thyridiales, Thyridiaceae. The record is from RefSeq and is a predicted model, not a curated record.